Molecule: messenger RNA, 1533 nt
Organism: Oikopleura dioica
Lineage: Eukaryota; Metazoa; Chordata; Appendicularia; Copelata; Oikopleuridae
Source: the annotation of a GenBank genome assembly
AUGCCAAAGGCAAAAAUUAAGUCUGUUUUCAACGAUUUUGAGAGUCUAAAGAUUGAGAAAAAUUUCAAUCGGAAGCUUCAACCAUGGCUCCCUAGUACGGAAAAAUCGUAUGGAAGAAAAAAUCAAACUGCCCGGUGCUUUUGCGAGGAAGAAAAAUAUUACAAGAUUAAUUAUUACACGAAAAACAACGUUAAAAACUUGGACAAAAUAAAGCGCCUGCGAGAUGAAGACUUCGAAAAAUACAAAUUGGCGAAUUAUUUUCAAUUAAACGACGCGCCACUUUUACUUUCAAACGCCAACAGUCGGAUUCAGUGCGUUUCGUCUGGAUAUGAAAUCGAGCCGUUUGAAAGCCUUGUUCCUUUCAUUCGCGUUUUUGGCGGGGAGGAAGAGGAGUAUCAGUUCAAAAUCAGCUCAAUUUAUGGUUCCUUUACUAGCUCGGCUCCGUCGGAGAGGAUCGGCUCGCCACUUGCGUCUCUUGAACUCGAGGAAAAUAUUUCGGAAAAAGAUCUCAAUAAUAUUUUGAAGGGCAUUCGAUACUAUCCAGAGUAUUAUGACGCGCGACCAAUCACUGACAUCAUCACUUUUUCUCUUACUUCGAAAACAAAAAUUGAAGAGGUUAAAAUCCCGAUUCGAAUACGAAGAAAACCACUGCCAGUUCUUCAAUACAGGGAAUCGGAUCAGCUUAAUCAAAUGAUCACGAUUGUCACGAAGACGAUUUUCAGAUACAACUGCUUGCACUCGUUACUUUUAUCAAUUAAGGAGUUCUUUCCGAAAAUGGCUGUCAUCGUCGCAGACGACAAUCCCUCCGACGUCUACCAGACGAUCGACACCAACGAAUUCCCCACUGUCAAACAAUACAAAAUGCCAGCUGAAGAGGGCUGGUUCGCUGGCCGAGCACUGGCGAUUUCCCAAGUCCGGACACCUUACUUCGUCUGGGUCGAUGAUGACACUCAAUUCAACAGUGAAACGAAAUUGGGUGAAAUGAUGAAGAUCGCGGAGAAGACUGGUUAUGAUGUCAUUGGCGGCGGGCUUGGCACGAAAAUAAGAAGAAGCUGGCAGAAGUUUGAUCGGUUCAAUGUUCCUUACAGCGAGAAUGGCUACUGUUAUAAUCGGAUAAGACCUAAAUACGACAUUCCUCUUACUGGAUACGAGGGAAAGUGUUUUGUUGUUGAUGUCACAGCAAAUUUUUAUCUUGCAAGAACUUCAACAGCUGGGGCGAUAAGAAUGGAUCCUCAGUUUGAGCAAAAAGCUCAUCGUGAGUUUUUCAUCGAUUCAAUCGGAAGACUUCGAAUCGCUUAUUGUAACACUUUUGUUGUCGGCCACAGGGGCGCGGAAUACUCGUCCAAGUGCGUGGACAAUGACAAAACCGAGUACAACAGUCGACGCUUUCCAUCAGGAAGAAGCAAAACAGAUCUUCUCAAUAGAAUUGAUGCGCUUUGGUUUUACAGAAAUAACUUCAAAUGCUACAAAGACCUGGAUUACGAUUUUACUAACCACGUCAAACAUGCUUCAAAUAAUCAAAAACUCCUCUAA